AUGGGAGAAAUAGGGUGGAACGGGCUGCUGGUGCUCGUGUGCGUCUCUUUGGCUGCUGUCACACAAGGAAAGACGGUGAAAUAUCAGACAUUUGAGGAAGACGCACCGGGGACAGUGAUUGGAAACUUGGCCAAGGACAUCUCCUCCUCUGCCUCUUCCUCGGGAGGCUCCAGGACCAAUUUCAGGAUGAUGAAACAGUUCAACUCGUCUUUCAUCCGUCUGCGGGAGAGCGACGGGCAGCUGACCAUAGGAGAGAGGAUAGACAGGGAGCGGAUCUGCAAACACACCCUGCACUGCCUCAUCGCUUUCGACGUGGUCAGCUUCUCCAAAGAGCAGUUCAAACUCAUCCACGUCGAGGUGGAGGUCAAGGACAUCAACGACAACUCCCCCGAGUUCCCCCGGAAAGAGUCGAGUCUGGAGAUCUCCGAGAACACAGCGGUGGGCACGAGGAUCCCGCUGGACUUUGCCGUGGAUGAGGACGUUGGAGUGAACUACAUCCAAAGCUACCAGAUCUCCGUCAACAGCCACUUUUCAAUCGACGUGCUCAGCAGGGCCGACGGGGUUAAAUAUGCGGAGCUGGUGCUCAUGAAGGAGCUGGACCGGGAGACGCAAGCUUCUUACGCGCUGGAGCUGGUCGCCAUGGACGGAGGAAACCCGUCCCGCUCCGGAACCACGCGCAUCAACAUCAAGGUGAAAGACUACAACGACAACAGCCCGGUGUUCGACCGGAACAGCUUCUCCGUGGACCUGCCCGAGGACGCGCCGGUGGGCUCCCUCUUACUGGACCUGAACGCGGAGGACCCGGACGAGGGGCUGAACGGGGAGGUGGUGUACGGGUUCGGUAACCAGGUGCCCCCGGAGAUCCGACAACUCUUCAGAGUGGACCGGAAAACCGGGCGGCUCACUCUGGAGAGCCCGAUUGACUUUGAAAGUAAGAACACGUACGAGUUUGACGUCCAGGCCACCGACCUGGGUCCGAACCCGAGCCCGGCCAUCUGCAAAAUCGUAGUGCAGGUGCAGGACGUUAACGACAACGCACCGGAGAUCUCCAUCACCCCCAUGACGUCCAUCACGGCGGGGAUCGCGUACAUCACGGAGGCGGCGGCCAGAGAGAGUUUCGUGGCUCUGGUCAGCACCUCGGACAGAGACUCGGGCGCUAACGGGCAGGUUCACUGCACGCUGUACGGACACGAUCACUUCAGACUGCAGCAGGCGUACGAGGACAGCUUCAUGAUCGUCAGCACCAGCCCACUGGACCGGGAGAAAAUUCCCGAGUACAACCUGACGGUGGUGGCGGAGGACCUGGGCUCUCCUCCCUUCAGGACCAUCACGCAGUACACCAUCAGGCUCACCGAUGAGAACGACAACGCUCCGGUGUUCAGUAAGCCCGUGUACGAGGUGGCUGUAGUGGAGAAUAACGCACCGGGCGCGUACAUCACCACGGUGGUGGCGCGGGACAUGGACAUGGGGUCAAACGGGAAGGUCAGCUACAAACUGGCGGACACUUAUUUCAUGGGCUCCCCCAUCUCCACCUUCGUGUCUCUGGAUCCCGCCAGCGGGUCGCUUUACGCGCUCCGGAGUUUCAACUACGAGGUGAUGAAGCAGCUGGAGCUCCGGAUCACCGCCAGCGACGGAGGCUCUCCGCCUCUGUCCGGCAGCGCCAACGUGUACGUGCGGAUAGUGGACCAGAACGACAACGCUCCGGUCAUCAGCCAGCCCGCUCUCCACAACGGCUCCGCUGAGGUCCUGCUGCCCCGGGACGCACCGAGCGGCUACGUCAUCACCCGGGUGGAGGCGCGGGACGCGGACGAGGGCGUGAACUCGGAGCUGUCCUACGGGCUGGCCACCGGGGAGCCCUCCGUGUUCUCCGUUAACAAAGCCACCGGGGAGAUCUACCUCAACCAGGUGCUGAGCCACGACGUGGACGAGACCCUGAGCGUGACCGUGACGGUGAGCGACAACGGGAGGCCCGCGCUCACCUCCACCGCCACCCUGCACUUUCUCAUCAUCGCCGGGUCCCCGCCGAGCGACAGGACCGUGUACCAGCCCGGUGGCGUCGGGGGCGGCGGGGAGGAGGCGCACGCUCAGUGGGACCUGUCGGUGGUGAUCAUCGUCGUCCUGGCGGGGAGCUGCACCCUCCUGCUGCUCGCCAUCAUCCUCAUCGCCACCACCUGCAACCGGCGCAAGCGGGACAAGAGCGGGGAGGACAGCGACUCGUACGGGGAGAAGGACACGCUGGAGCGGGGCAGGAGCCACGUGGCGGACAACCCGCUCCUGCCUCUGCACGGAACCGGUGGUGGAGGGGGAGGAGGAGCGGGAGGAGCAGUGGGCUUUGAGGGACACUCCUACAGCAGCCAGCCCGGGGGCUUCACCUCUGCACACCCGGGGGGCAGCGACAUGUGCUCGGCCUCAGAGGACGGCAGUGAGGUGCCCUGCGUGUACGACUCAGACAACAACAGCAAGCUCCGAGGGAAUAAACACGAGGGAUACUCCACUCUGCCUGGCUAUGGGAAUGGAAAGGAAGCUGUGAGGCCCAUCACCAUCUGGAAGGGCAACUCCUACACCACCAUCUCUGCCAGAGAUCCAGCCUUCAGUGGCAAAGACAGCGGCAAGGGGGACAGUGACUUCAAUGACAGUGACAGUGAUGUGAGUGGAGACACCGGCCUGAAGAAGGAUGGGGCUGUGGUUCCUCCCAUGGGCGGCCAGAAUGCUCUGUGGGCUUGCACCAGUGAGUGUAAAGUGCUGGGUCACUCGGACAGAUGCUGGAGCCCCUCUGCAGUGAGAGCCAACGCUGCCCCGUCCCCGGCCCCGACCCUCUCCUCCUUCAGCAGCCUCUCCAAAACGGCCUCCCUGCCCCGGGACCCCCACCGCCGGGACAACUACUACCAGGCCCACAUCCCCAAAACGGUGGGGCUGCAGAGCGUGUACGAGAAGGUGCUGCACAGAGAGUACGACUACGUCCUGGUCACCCCGCCCAGGCCUGUGAGGGUGCAGGAGAUCAGCGACAUCAGCAUCCCUGUUUACACCCCCACCCCAACACACUGCCCCAACGAUGACGUCUAA
This is a messenger RNA of Stegastes partitus (bicolor damselfish), 3063 nucleotides long. RefSeq names its product protocadherin-8. The coding region runs from base 1 to 3063 and encodes 1020 amino acids. Gene Ontology annotation, cellular component: plasma membrane. The record is from RefSeq and is a predicted model, not a curated record. Gene Ontology annotation, molecular function: calcium ion binding. NCBI's taxonomy places the organism in Eukaryota, Metazoa, Chordata, Actinopteri, Pomacentridae. The transcript has 3 exons. Gene Ontology annotation, biological process: homophilic cell-cell adhesion.